Messenger RNA from Macadamia integrifolia, 986 nucleotides. Its product is annotated as NDR1/HIN1-like protein 1. The record is from RefSeq and is a predicted model, not a curated record. NCBI's taxonomy places the organism in Eukaryota, Viridiplantae, Streptophyta, Magnoliopsida, Proteales, Proteaceae. Gene Ontology annotation, biological process: defense response to other organism. The coding region runs from base 132 to 761 and encodes 209 amino acids. The transcript has a single exon.
UCGAAUUCUCUACUCUCACUCUGACACAGACGUCCACUCACUCAUUCCCCUUUCAUUUCCAUCACUCCUUCAAUACUUCCUUCCUUCCGUCCAUCCUUCUUUCUUCUUCUUCUUCUCAUCGGAUCUCCGCCAUGACUGUGAAGCAAUCUGAGACGACCCUAUGGUGCAAGAGGAAGGAUCCCAUAAGGGCAGUCUUCGCGGCCUGCCUAGCCUUGGUGAUAUUAAUUCUGUUCUUGAUACUCCUGAUAUGGCUAAUCCUAAGGCCCACAAGCCCUCAAUUCACUCUCCAAGACGUGACGGUGUACCAAUUCAAAGUUACCUCCCCCAACUACUUGACCUCCAGCAUACAGGUCACCAUAUCGUCUCGAAAUCCCAACGAUAGGAUCGGAAUCUACUACGACAAGUUGGAUAUUUUCGCUACAUAUCGUGACCAGCAGAUCACUCUCCCAGUUUUCUUACUCCCAACCUACGAGGGUCACAAGGAUAUCACCGUUUGGUCUCCGUUCAUCUCCGGUAACUCUGUACCAAUCGCUCCCUACCUCGCUACCGCACUGAAUGAGGAUCAGAACGCUGGGUUUGUAUUGGUUAAUAUCAAGGUCUUGGGGAAGCUGAGAUGGAGGGUGGGAACCUGGAUCUCCGGUCAUUAUGGGAUCAACGUUAACUGUCCUGCUUAUAUGAGAUUUGGGAAUCCCGGCUCGGGCGCCAAAAUUGUCGCCGGUAGCAAGUACACGCUGUCACAGACUUGCACCACCGACAUUUGAUCUUUCCUUCUAAUUAGGCUCGCCCUUGGUGAACGGUGAUUGUGCUAUUCCUCCUCACGCCGUUAUCUUUUUUUUUUUUUUUUGGCCUUUUUAGUGGUAUAGGAAUUCCUCUGUUUUAAUCUCUAUAAUAGGUGGUAUAAUGGAAAAUUUAGAGCAAGCGAAGGAACAAAUUGACAGAAAUGUCCAAGAUUUCUGUAGUUAUGACAAGUUUUAUUAUUAUUAUUA